This is a messenger RNA of Brettanomyces bruxellensis, 810 nucleotides long. RefSeq lists its product as uncharacterized. Gene Ontology annotation, cellular component: EKC/KEOPS complex; cytosol; nucleus. The coding region runs from base 1 to 810 and encodes 269 amino acids. The transcript has a single exon. The record is from RefSeq and is a predicted model, not a curated record. Gene Ontology annotation, biological process: protein phosphorylation. Gene Ontology annotation, molecular function: ATP binding; protein serine/threonine kinase activity. NCBI's taxonomy places the organism in Eukaryota, Fungi, Ascomycota, Pichiomycetes, Pichiales, Pichiaceae.
AUGCGUGAUGAGAUUAUAAAACAUAUCCAGUCGGUGAUCCCAUCGAUCCCACUUCAUUUAAUAUCUCAGGGUGCGGAAGCAAUGAUAUUUCUUACUGAUAAGCAUCCAUAUCUACCCAAAGACAUCUAUCCGCGGGGUUUAUCAAACAAGAGCAAGUACGUAAUCAAGUAUAGGCCACGGAAGCCUUAUAGACAUCCGAAAUUGGACCGUCAAAUAACCGCUUCGAGAACAUCUUCGGAGGCAAGACUUUUACAUAAACUUUUCCUUUUAGGAGUAAAGGCACCAAAGUUGGUGGCUAUUGAUGCCCCAAACGGGCUGAUAUGGAUGGAAUUCGUUGGAUAUAAGCUCCCAGAUGGGAAAUCUAGCUCUUUAAAGAACUGGCUAUGGCUUCUAGAGAAAGAAUCCACACGACAAAACCAAGCAGCACUUUCUGAAGAAGUGAAGAAUUGCUUGCUGGGUAUCGGGCGCUUAAUUGGUGUGCUUCACUUAAAUGGAAUAGUUCACGGCGAUUUAACAUCAUCCAAUAUCGUUCUUGCCGAUAAAGAGACGCACAAACCCAGCCUUAUAGAUUUUGGUCUUUCUUCAUAUUCUGAGCUUCCUGAGGAUCGUGCCGUCGAUCUGUACGUUUUAGAGCGUGCACUCAAGUCUACUCAUCCUGUAUAUGCUGAAAAAUACUCGGACUGGAUCCUCGAUGGCUACCAUGAUGUCCACUUGGAGGAUGGAAAAAGUGGUGCAAGGAAGUACGCUGAUACAAUUGCCCGGUUUAAGGAGGUGCGGAUGCGUGGAAGGAAGCGGACCAUGGAGGGCUGA